Molecule: messenger RNA, 3717 nt
Organism: Acanthamoeba castellanii str. Neff
Lineage: Eukaryota; Discosea; Longamoebia; Acanthamoebidae
Product: CAAX amino terminal protease family protein
Exons: 12
Coding region: 1-3717 (1238 amino acids)
Source: RefSeq, a predicted model, not a curated record
AUGGCCAGCCUCGCCAUCACCAUGCAGCGACCCCACGCCCUCCACAGCGCCCUCAACUUGAGUAGCGAGCUGGGCUGGCUGCCCGCAGCACAAAACGGCAGCGCGCGGGAGGCUGGUGGCGGGUGGCAGCAGGCCGCCACCUUUGCCGGUUCGGAGGACGUGCAGAACUUCUUCGAGCUCGAAGAGGGUCUGCAAGCGUGGCAGCGGCUGCUGAUGGGCACCUACGCCAACAGCGAUGGAUCGACGACGACGACAACGACGGCCGGGCGACAGCAGACGCUGUACUACCCGUACACGUGGGACGUGCGACAGUUCCGAGAGGGCAGCGUCAGCGAGCUGCUCGUCUCCUUCGGUCCCGACGGCCGGUUGUGCGGGUUCGAGCUCACGUUGCCCGAAGACGAGGCCGGUCACACCAUUCCCCACGAUCACGCGCGCCAGAUCGCAGAGGCCACGGCCCAGGCGGCGCCGUGGGAGGUGGACCUGGGGCUGUUCGAGCGGGCCGAGAGCUCGCACGUGAAGCAGCUGGGCGGCCGCACCGACCACACGUUCACCUACGAGCGCGCCGGGCUGCGGCUCGGGCGCGAGGGCGAGGGCCGCUUCCAGCUCACGCUCGUCGUCGGCGGCGACCGACUCACCCAGCUCACCUACUCCGUCAAGAUCCCAGAGACCUUCCAGCGCCGCUUCGCCGAGAUGAGGUCGUACAACACUACCAUCGCGUCGGUGGCCACCAUCUUCAUGGCCCUCUUCUUCAUCCUCAUCGGCUAUGGCGUCGGCCUCUUCUACCUCAUGCGCCAAGGGUGGGUGAUCUGGAAGCCGGCGCUGGCGGCGGGCGUGUUCGUGGGCUUCCUGCUGCUGCUGUCGUCGAUCAACGAGUACCCGCUGACGUGGAUGGAGUACGACACGGCCGAGUCGGCGUCGACGUUUAUGGUCACCAACCUCCUCAACUCCCUGGCCACCUUCGUGGGGGCCUCCAUCUGGUUCUUCCUCUCCUACAUGGCCGCCGAGUCGCUCACCCGCCGCGCCUUCCCCGACCACCCGCAACUGUGGCGCUUCUGGGAGGCCGCACACACACCCGCCAUCCUCGGCCGAGUGGUGAGCGGCUACAUGCUGGUGUCGGUGUUCUUCGCAUACGAGGUCGGCCUCUAUUUCUUCUGCCAGCGUAAGCUCGGGUGGUGGGUCCCAUCGUCCGUCCACGAGCACCCGGACAUCUUGGCCACCGUGUUCCCGUGGGUCUCCUCCAUCGCCCUCUCCCUUCAGGCGGGUUCGUGGGAGGAGUGCUGCUUCCGCGCUGUGCCCCUGUCCAUCGCCGCGCUCGUUGGGCGCCGCUUCAACAAGCGGGGCCUCUGCGUGGCCGUCGCGAUGGUGGUGCAGGCCGUCAUCUUCGGCGCCGCCCACGCCAACUACCCCUCCAUGCCCUCCUGGGCUCGGCUGGUCGAGCUGAUCAUUCCGUCACUCAUGUUCGGCGGGGUGUACCUGCAGUACGGGCUGGUGCCGUCGAUCGUGCUCCACUUCGUGUUCGACGUGGUGUGGUUCGCGCUGCCGCUCUUCGCCUCCCCGUCGCGCUUCGACCAGACCCUCGUCAUCCUCUGCGCCCUCGCCCCGCUCUGGCUCGUCCUCGCCAAGCGGUUCAUGCUUAAGGGAUCGGCCCACAUCAGCAACGCCGCGCCUCCACUCAAUCGGGAUUGGAAGCCGCCCGUGACUCAUGGCAACGGCGCCGAGGCGGCGGCCGCCGCGGCACGCCGACAGCUCCCGCGGCGGGUCACGCUUGUCCGGGUGCCGCCGAGCGUGGUGGUGCUGGUCGUGGUGCUGGCCGCCGCCGGCCUCGGCGUGUGGGCCUACGGCCACGGCUUCCCGGCCCCGGCCUCCGACGCGCCGACGCUCCACGUCACCCGCGCCCAGGCCAUCGCCCUCGCCAAGUCCGAACUCCUCGCCCGAUACGCCAAUUCCGACCCACAUUCCGACGCCGAAACCAAUGACCCACAUUCCGACGGCCGCGUCGACAUCCGGAAUGUGGUGGAGCGGUGGUAUGUGAUCGCGACGGUCGACGAGGGAGACUGCGGUGAGGCGGAGGGCGCGUUCGUGUGGGAGACGACCGCCGGCGACGACCGACGCGAGGCCUACGGUCGGGUGGCGGCCGUCGGGUUCCUCGAGCCGCCGCAGUGGCGCGUGCGGUUCGUCCAGUUCGACGUCCACGAGCCCGACGUCGCCGCCCGGGCUGAGCGCUACGCCGUCGCCGUCACCCCGCUCGACGCCGAUGCCGGCGUUCGCCGCGUGGCACACCGGCUGCCCGAGUCGAGCCUCGGGGCCAACCUCUCCCGCGACGCCGCCCAACUCAUCGCCCGCCGCCACGCCCGCCGCCUGGUCGGCCACGACAAGAAUGACAAGAAUGACGACGACGGCCUGGUGCUGGUGUCGUCGAGCUCCGAGCGGCUGCCCAAUCGGGUCGACUGGCUCUUCACGUUCGCCGCCAGGCCCGCGAUUGGUGCGGUUGAGCUGGCGCAGGGCGAGCCGCGGGUGGCGGUCAACGUGUCGGGCGACGCCGUGACCGACCACCGCCGGCUGGUCCAUCUGCCGGAGGAGUGGCGCCGCGAGCGCCAGAACGCCGAGGCGACGCUCGACGUGGUGCGCUUCGCCUGCACGGCUCUGGUCGUGAUGGCCUUUGGCGCGGCGGUCGUGGUGGCGCUCGUGCAGUGGAGCACGGCGGGCGCGAUCGACCACCGCGUGUUUGCGCGGGUCUACGGCCUGCUGCUGGUGGUCUUUGUGUUGACGUGGCUCAACAACUUUCCGACGGCGGUCGAGGCGCGGCUCGACACGUCGCAGCCGCUCUACAAUCAGCUCCUGGUGCGCGCGGGCGUGGGACUGCUCAAGUCGGCCCUGCUGCCCUUCGGCCUGGCCCUGGUGCUGGCCCACCUCCACCACCUCCGCCACCACGCGACCGACGACGCGCCACCGGCGAGGGCGCUCGACCUGCCCUCGCCGGCGGCCAAGGCGCUGCUGGGCGGGCUCGUGGGCGUGGCCUGGGGCGGCCUCACCUACGGGGCGCGCAAGCUGGCGCUGCAUCACCUGCUCUACGCCGACGACGACGCCGAUCCGACGCCGUCGUGCCCGUCGUUCGCGCCGCUGGCGACCUACGUGCCGGCGCUCGACGUUGCGCUUGCGAGCCUCCGCACGCUCUUCACGACGGGCCUCGUCUUCCUCCUCAUCACCACCACCGCCGACCGCUUCGUAGGCCUCGAUCGGAGCCGGCGCCGCCUGGUCGCGCUCCUGGCGGCCAUGGUCGUGGGCGGUGCGGCGCUGGAGGGCGCUUCGAUGGAGGCCAGCGCGACCGAUCCGCUGCGCGACUGGGCGCUGCCGUCGCUCCUCUUCGGGCUGCCGCUCUUCGCGCUCUACGCGGUGGCCCUCUCCAAGGACCGCGGCCUCGUGCCCGCGCUGGCGGCGGCGCUCACCCUGCUAGACGCCGGCCGCGAGGCCCUCUUCGCGGCCCACCCCGGCGCCGUGCUGGGCUUCGCCCUGUCCGUGACCUCUGGUCGCCCUCAUCACCCUCCUAUGGACCUCCGCCCUCCAACUCCCGACCCACACCGCGAAAACAACGGCGGCAGGCGCACCACGCACCAAGAGCGAUUGAUCGCAACACGCGCGUGCGUGUCGUGUCGUGUGUGCGGUGAUGUCGAGCGGCCAAUUGUACAGGGAAUUCGUAGUUGCUUGUUGCUUGUUUAG